Perkinsus marinus ATCC 50983 is the source of this 1329-nucleotide messenger RNA. RefSeq lists its product as hypothetical. Gene Ontology annotation, molecular function: FMN binding; thiamine pyrophosphate binding; electron transfer activity. Lineage: Eukaryota; Perkinsozoa; Perkinsida; Perkinsidae. The transcript has a single exon. Gene Ontology annotation, biological process: response to oxidative stress. The record is from RefSeq and is a predicted model, not a curated record. The annotation marks the transcript as partial.
AUGUUCGGUGACCGCAUGGUGAUUGCUAAUGCUACCGGUUGCUCCAGUAUCUGGGGUGCUCCUUACGGUCCCACUCCUUUCACUACGAGAUACGAUGGGACUGGUCCCGCCUGGGCAAACAGUCUUUUCGAAGACGCUGCAGAAUAUGGUAUGGGUAUGGCUGUGACCACCUCUGUCCGUCGUAAGGCGCUCAAGGCUCGUGUACAGGAACUUCUUCUCGAAGGAAAGGAUAGUCCGCUCUCGCCUGAGUUGUACACCCAGUUGAAUGAGUGGGUUGAGAACUUCAGGAAUCCUUCUGUGUGCGCCGCUCUUUCCAAGUCUCUCCCGCCUCUUCUCAAGGCCGAAGCCAGUAAGGAUCCUGCUAUUCAGGAGAUUCUUGAUGUGUCCGAUUUGAUUCCUAAGAUCUCUAACUGGAUCAUCGGUGGUGAUGGUUGGGGUUAUGAUAUCGGUUAUGGUGGACUCGAUCACGUCAUUGCUUCCGGCCAGGACUUGAACGUCUUGGUUUUGGAUACUGAGUGCUACGCUAACACUGGUGGUCAGAAGUCCAAGGCUACUCCCAUCGGUGCUGUUGCCAAGUUCGCGACCAAGGGUCACGAAGUCGAGAAGAAGAAUUUGGCUGAAAUGGCUAUGGAUUAUGGCACUGUGUACGUUGCCAGUGUUUCAAUGGGUGCCAAUUACGAUCAGACCUUGAAGGCUUUCUCCGAGGCCGAGGAUUAUGAUGGUUGCUCUGUUAUCGUGGCUUACUCUCCCUGCAUUGAGCAUAAGAACCUUGAUGCUAUGACCCACACUAUGCAGCAUCAGGCGACCGUUGCUGCUUCCGGCUACUUCCCGAUCUAUCGUUAUAACCCGAUGUUGAAGAGGAUGGGCAAGAACCCCUUCGUUCUUGAUACCAAGAAGCUCACCAUGGGUGUUGAUGCUGUCCUCGACAACGAGAUGCGUUUCGGUGCCUUGAAGAAGCGUGAUGCCGAUUUGUACAAGAAAUACAGGUCUGAGCUUGAUGCUUGGGUCCGUGAACGUUACAGCAAGUACCAGAGAUGGGCUGCUUUGGGUCAGGAAGAUAUCUCUAAUGGUGUUCCGCUAACUCUUCUGUACGGCACCGAGACCGGUACUACCGAGGCCUUGGCUUAUCGUGUUGCUGAACUGGCCCGUCAGCGUGGUUACGCUGUGAAGGUCAUGGAGUGCGAUGAGAUGGACGUGAGUGAGCUCCCUGAAAACAAGAACCUUAUGGUUCUUUGCGCUACUACUGGUGAGGGUACCACUCCUAGGACUGCCCUUCACUUCACUGCGCAGUUGCAGCUUGCUGCUAAGGACAACUCCAAUGCUCAUCUG